UGCGCACGAACACUUUCAGUUUGCCAUUGCCUUGCAGUGGGGAUGGAAGAGAGAGACAGAGAGAGAGAGGAGCAAACUUCCCCACUGGGCUGGAAAGUUGAAUGAAAGCGAGCGGCUGAUGGAUACAGUGUGGCGCAGAGGGACAGCCUGAUACAUUUCAGGAAACUGACACACUGUAUCCAGCUGGCGGCGGCGGUGGGUCGGGGGGGAUUCCCCCCGGUCCUCCCUCCUGCAACAUGGGCGGUUGUAGCAAGGCAGAAGUUUACCAAAAGUUCCUGGCUUACCACCAGAAGGAUUUCAUCGCCGGUAGCCUGUCUCCCUGCACCGGGGCUGAACAGCUCCGCCGAGGCAGGGAGUUCCUCGAUUCGGUGUCCGCUCCGUGCCAGCGCUUCCAGCAGCUGGAUUUCUACCGCCUGGCCCAGGAGUUUGUUGAAGCCAGGGGCGGAGAGGGGAUGAGGGAGCAGCCUCUCGGGGCCCUGGGUAAAGCCUUUGAGCUGCUAGAGCUGAUCUCCAUCAACCUGUAUCUGUGGCCCUGGAGAAAGGAGAUCAAGUCGAUCAAGACUUUCACAGGAGCCUUUGUCUACUUCAUUGAGCCGGUUUUUCCUCCCGAGGUCCUUCCAGGGGUCUUGGUGAAUUUGGGUUACACUCAGAAAGGAACCAGUGAAUAUGUGAUCUCCAAGCAGGUCAGCAAAGAAGACAUUGGCCAACAUGGGUUUGAAUGUUUCUUAGCCAGGGCUGAGUGUGAGCUGAUGCAGGAGACUCUGGAGCAAGCCAUGCACGGUAGCUGUCAAGACAUUGUGCAGAUGAGAUCUUGCAUGUCUCUCAAUCAGGCCGACUGCAUCAAACACUUGAUCGCAAUGAAAACUGGAUCUAGAAAUCUCAGUGAAUGGUCCGCUCCAGCGAAUGAGGGGCCCACAAAGUCAGCCCUGAGUUGUGAGGGAGGCCUUGAUGAGUCUGAGCUGCCCAGCUCACCCUUGCCACACUCUGCCAACCACCAGGGAACCCUCGGGCUGCAGGUAGGAGCACUCGAGGAUAGAGAGUCGGACACCACCAACGAUCCAUUGUCCACCUCCAUGAUGUUUCCACCAGACAGCAUUGACCUGUAUCGCGACUACACCGAUAUUGCCAUCACCGGCAACUUGGGCUACACACACUCUCAGAGGCUGCUCGACACUGCCAGUCCCAGCGGGGCGACGGGGCAGUGUGACUCUCUGCUGGUCCUGGACCAGUCCAUGGUGCAAAGGGCACUAUCGGAAUCUCACAUCAAAUUGUCUCCGGGUCAAACUGGACCCCAGUCCUUGAGCUUUAUCCCCAAAUCAACUCUGAUUGCGUCUCCAUCGGAUAGUAAGAACCUGAAGAUUAGAGACAGGGCAGAUUUCGGUACAGGAGACACAAAAGCCUCCUUGAAACAUGGUGGUGUACUGGAUGCCACCAGCCAGCUCUAUCCAGAGGGCAAACCAUUAGAGAAAAACUAUCAGAAGUUAGACAGCACCUCAUCUGUGAAAUAUGGCAAGUUCCUGAAUGGGAAUUCCACCAGCCGGAAAAAGGAAAGUGAACCCCCUGUGGAGAUUGAGCUGAAGCAUAUAGAUAAGGAGAAACUGCCCUACCCGACAGCUGAGACUUCUGGGCCUGCCCAAUUUCACCCCACGAGACCUCUCCGAGCCUCGGAGGCCCAGUGUGUGGGUUUGAGCCAGGCUGAUCCAAUAGGAGGGCAGCAACUUCGACAGACUCACGUAGCCGACCAGCUUGCAACCUGUCGGAUUCCCAGCAUUACUAGGUGCUGUGUGUGCUCCCCUCUGGACAUUCCCAGGAAACAUCAGCUGGCGGACCCCUCUGAGCUCAUGGGCAACAUGCUGCAGGAUGGAGGGGGCCAAAUUGUUCGAGAGCCCCCCCAGUCUUUCUACAUCCCACCUGACAGCCUGGAGGCUGGACCACCCGCAGCCAUAUCCUGUGAUAUCUCCGGGUGUCGGAUGUGUCCUCACUGCAGCUCGGAGCUGUCUGCGAAUCAGCGCCAAGCCGUGUCCAAGGAUUGCCUUGAAACCCAGGAGCUGUUGAUUGGAGAAAGCCCUGACCCUUAUGUCUGCGUGAGCAAGUUGCCAGAGGGGAGUGUCAGCCUCGUUGAUGACAGGGCAGCGAGGUGUAGUCACUGCAGAGGUGAGGAAGGCCUUUAAAUGUUGGCUUUCAGAGGGGGCCAUGCUUGGUGCUUGAGCUGACAACUGAGCCAAACUGACCAGCCAUGUCUCGGAGUGUCCUGAGCCAGCUAGUCAUAGUCUGCUUAAUUGCCAAGAUGCUCUCAUUGCUGCCUCUCCCUCAGUCCCCAGGGCAGGGAGGGGAAAAUCAACCAGGGCUGCCUCUCCCCAGCAAAGUGGCCGAGUGCCUGGAUGUGGUUAUUUACUGGAGCUGCCGAAAGGCAAGUUGUCUUCUGGUCUUUUCCAAGAGGAGUGACUACUUGAGUGAAGCCCAAAGAGUGUUUGGAAGCCCCUGCAGAUUCAACACCAUCAGGAGCAAUGGGGAGUGAACAAUGACAACAAACUCAUCCAGAUAUGAAAACUGAUUGCUGCCACCUAUUGCAGCGGGUAUACCUUGCCAUUUGGACUAUUUCUGCCAAGAAACCGUCUGCCCCAGUGAUCCCUGGGAUCAGUUUGUGCUGGCAAGACCACCUUCAUUUUUAUCCAGAAACCCAAAGUGAAUGCUACAUCUACCUUGAAGAGAGCGCAAAGGACAAUCCAUUCAGUGAUGAGCCUAAACCUUUUGUUUUUAAUUGGUUCUUGAGAUGUGGGUGUCACUGAAAAGUCUACCUUUAUACCCAUCCCAUCCCUGGAUACCCCCGAGAAGGAUUGACAGUGAGAUACCCUCUUUUCUCCCAGUGAAGAGAGUCCUGUCUCAGCCGUUUCAGAUGACAGUUAGGCCUCAGCCAUAUUGAAAUGGGACUGGAGUCACCUAUAGGUACGGACUGGGUAAACACAGCAGGUUUCCGCCUUUUGAACAACAUGUAAAGAACCCAACAGGUCUGUUCAACAAAACAACAACUUUACAGCUGCUUUAGCUGAAACCAGCUCUUUACUUCUGGACAGUUAUUGAAGUGCUGAAUUAAACUUCUCAACUUAGCAAAGAAUAUUCCAGCUCUCACUCUGUAGGCUACAAGCCAUGAACUAGACCACUAGGCCCCUGGAAAUGGGCAAUGGGUCACUGAUGACAACAGGAUUAGAGUCACAUAAUAAAACAAAGAAUUGCGGACUCUGGAAAUCUGAAACACAAAUGGAAAUUGCUGGAGAAACUCAACAGGUCUGACAGCAUCCGUGGAGAGAAAGCAGUGUUAACAUUUCGGGUCCAGUAACCCUUCUUCAGAACUGAUCAGAACUGAAAGGUUAGAGCCGUACCUGGCACAAAGGAAGACACUGAUGUUUAUUGGAGGUCAGUCAUCCCAGCUCCAGGACAUCUCUGUAGGAGUUCCUCAGGAUAGUGUCCUAGGCCCAACCAUCUUCAGCUGCUUCAUUAAUGACCUUCCCUUCAUUGGUUACAGUGACAAGAAACUGAACUGGACCAGCCAUUUAAAUAUAGCAGCUACAAGAAUAAGCCAAAGGCUAGGAAUCUUAGUCAGUAACUCACCUCUUGACUCCUCAAAGCCUGUCCACCACCUACGAGGCACAAGUCAGGAGUGUGAUGGAAUACUCCCCAGUUGCCUGGAUGGGUGCAGCUCCAAUAACACUCGAAGCACACUGCCACUUGAUUGGCAUCCCAUCCACCACCUUCAUCAUCCACUGCCUUCACCACUAAUCUACUCUGGCAGUACUGUGGAUCAUCUGUAAUCUGCACUGCUCACCAAGCCUCCCUUGACAGCACCUUCAAAAUCCAUAGGAACACUGCCAUUAAAAGCUCCCAUCAAAUCUAAAUGCACCCAGACUUGGAAAUAUAUCGCCAUUCCUCCAGUGUCCCUGGGUCACAAUCCUGAAAUUUCUUCUCUAAAGGCAUUGUGGAUCAACUUACAGCACGUGGAUUCCAGUGGUUCAAGAUGGCAGCUCACCACCGCCUUCUCAAGGGGCAACUAGGGACGGGCAAUAAAUGCUGGCCCAUCUAGUGGUGCCCAUAUCCUGUAAUGAAUUAAAAAAUACCCUUUUUUUUCUAGCCCAAGAGUUGCGAGGGGUUUGAGGGAGGGAUAGACAAGAACUAACAUGAAGCUGACUACCAUUGAGCUCCUACCAUGUUGCCCCAAAAGAUUGGAGUGUAGGUCAGGGUUGACCAUAAUCCUGCAGGGCUAUUUCCAUGAUCCAUGUUACCAUCUGAUCAACACAUAAAGAUAUGCAUUAGGAGUAGGCCAUUCAGCCCCUCAAGCUUGCUUCACCAUUCAGUAAUCUUGUGGCUAAUCUGAUUGCAACCUCAAAUCCAUAUUCCCACUUGCCCCGACGAGCUUUCAACCACUUCCUUAUCAAGAAUCUGCCCACUUCUGCCUUAAAAAUAUUCAAGGACUCUGCUUCCGCUGCCUUUUCAGGAAGAGCGCUCCAAAACCUCUCCACAUCCCUCCUGGGAGAGAAAAGAAUUGCUUGCUGCCUGUUUUAAAGAUGUGACCCCCUGAUUUUUAAACAGUCCCUCCUCCGUUCUGGAUUUCCCCCCAUAGGAAGAAACAUCCUCUCAAUGUCCAAGACCCCUCAGAAACUUGUCGGUUUCAGUCAAGUAACCUCUUACUGUUCUAAACCCCAGUGGAUACAAACUCAGUCCGUCCAACCUUUCUUCAUAAGACAACCCACCCAUUCCAGCUAUCGGCCUGGUUAGCCUUCUCUAAACUACCUCCAAUACAUUUACAAGCUUUCUUAAAAUAAGGAGACCAGUACUGUACACAAUAGUCCUGAUGUGGUCUCACCAGUGCCCUCUAUAAUUGAAGUAUAACCUUCCUACUUUGAUAUUGAAUUCCUCUAAUAAUAAAUGAUAGUAUUCGAUUAACUUUCCUCAGUAGUUGCUGUUCUUACAUGCUCACCUUUUGCAGUUCACACAUGGAUACACCCAAAUCUCUGAGCUCUACAAUCUCUCACCAUUAAAAUAAUGUGCUUUUGUUUUUUCCUUCCUGCCAAAACGGAUGAUUUCACAUCCUCACACAUUAUACUCAUUUUGGUACAUCUUUCCCCAUUUACUUAACCUGUACAUCUUUUUGUAACCGUGUGUCCUUUUCACAAUUUACUUUCCUUCCUGGCUUUGUGUCAUUGUCAAAUUUGCCAACCAUACCUUACAUCCCUUCAUCUGAGCCAAUUUUUGUCGAUAGUAAACCACUGAGGUCCCAGCAGCGUUCCCUAUGGCACAUUAAAUUUUGCCAACCUGAAAAGACCCAUUUAUUCCUACUCUGUACUCUGUUAGCAAGCCAAUCUUCUAUCCAUGGCAAUUUGUUACCCCCCACGCCUUGACCUUUUAUUUUCCUCAAUAACUUUGCACCUUAUCAAAUGCCUUGUGGAAGUCUAAGUACAGUACAUCUAUUGUUUCCCUUUAUCAACAUCACAUGUUACCCCUCAAAUAAUUCCAUUAUAUCAAUUAAACAUGAUUUCCCUUUCACAAAACCAUGUUGACUCUGCCUGAUCACUUUAAAAUUAUCCAAGUGCCCAGGUGUAACUUCAUUGAUAAAAGCUUCUAAUAUUUUUCUUAUGACCGAUGUUAAGCAAACUAACCUGUUUCUGAUGAAGGGUCUAGGCCCGAAACGUCAGCCUUCCUGCUCCUCUGAUGCUGCUUCGCCUGCUGUGUUCAUCCAGCUCUGCACCUUGUUAAUCUGUUGCUUCCGGCUUUCUGUCUCUCUUUUUGAAGAAACAAAUUAUAUUCACUAUUUUCCAAUGCAAUGGGACCAUCCCUGAAUCAAGAAACAUUUGGAAAAUUGAAACUUAUACAUCACUUUUCUGACCAGACACUUUCUCCAAAAGCCUAGGAUGUAGUCUGUCAGGAUCCAGGGACUUGUCAAACUCCAUCCAACAAUUUACUCAGCCCCAUUUCUCUGGUGAUUGUAAUUUUCCUUAGUUCCUGACUUCCUUCCAUAUCUUGAUUUAUUGCUGCUUCUGAGUUGUUACAUGUAUCCUGUGUUGUGAAGACUGAUACAAAAUAUCUGUUCAGUUAACCUGCCAUUUCCUUAUUUUCCUUUAUUAGUUCUCCAGUCUGACUUUCUCCAGGACCGGCAUUCACUUGGUUAGUUCUUUUCUCUUACCAUCUUUUUUUUUAUUUAUGACUAGCUAUCGCUCACACUCUAAUUUUUCCCUCUUUAUUAACAUUUUACUCAUUCUUUACCUUUUUUAAAAUUAAUAUUCUAUCCAAUCUUCUGACCUGCCACCCAUCUUCACAGAGAUUAUACAAUUAUAUGCUCUUCUUUUAAGUGUGGUACUAUUUUUAACAUUUCCCAUUAACUAUGGAUGGUGGGUCCAUCACUUUCAAAUGUAUGUACUCAGUUUUCUGAAUAUAUCUGAAAUAUUCUGAUAAAUCCCUGAAAUAUCAGUCACUGAAUUUGAGUUGACUGGUCCUUUAACCUCAUUUGCCAAUUGACUUUCACCAGCUCAGCUUUUAUCCUUUCAUAAUUGCCCUUAUUUAAAUGUUAAAAAUAGUCUCAGACCCACUCUUCUCUCCCUCCAGAUGAAUUCAAAAUUCAAAUAUAUUAUGGUUGUUGCUACCGAGGGGUGUCUUCUCUAUGAGAUCCUAUCUCAUUACAUAAUCUAGAGAGGCCUGCUCCCUGGCCUGCUCCAGAACAUGUCAUAAAGUCAUACAGCACAGACUCUUUGAUCCAACCAGUCCAUGCCGAAUGUAAUCCCAAACUAAACUAGUCCCAUCCUGCCUGCUCCUGGCCCAUA
This is a messenger RNA of Rhincodon typus (whale shark), 6809 nucleotides long. RefSeq lists its product as uncharacterized. Bases 237 to 2171 code for a protein of 644 amino acids. NCBI's taxonomy places the organism in Eukaryota, Metazoa, Chordata, Chondrichthyes, Orectolobiformes, Rhincodontidae. The transcript is spliced from 2 exons. Gene Ontology annotation, cellular component: cytoplasm. The record is from RefSeq and is a predicted model, not a curated record.